AUGGCUGGUUCGUGCAUUUACUAUUCAAAAUGUUCGGAAUGUGUAGAAUCUGGACCAGAAUGCGCAUGGUGUGCAGAUGAGCCAUUUAUAAAUGAAGUAGGAAUUGUAUAUGCAAGAUGCAAUACUUUGGAAGGUUUGAAACAAGCAAAUUGCUCCAACAUCAAUCAAUUAGCAUCGAGUACAGUAACUAUUCUAAAGAAUGAUGAUUUCAAAGAUGUUGUGGAACAUGAUAAUAUUUUUGAAGCAGUGCAGAUUAAACCACAAAGAUUAGAACUGAAAUUACGACCAAAUGAAAAGACAAGUUUUAAAAUGAUAUAUAGACCAGCAAAAAAUUAUCCACUAGAUUUAUAUUAUCUUAUGGAUUUAUCAUAUUCUAUGAGAGAUGACAAGGAAAUAUUAGCUAAUUUGAAAGAUAGUCUUCCAAAAACACUGAAACAACUAACUGAACAUCCAAGGAUUGCUUUUGGCAGUUUUGCCGACAAGACAGUGUUGCCGUAUACUUCAAUUGCAAAAGUACCACUGCAAAAUCCUUGCAUAAAAAUUGGCAAAGAAUGCUCACCUUCAUAUGAAUUCAAGCACCAUUUGAAAUUAACGACAAAUUUUACAGAAUUUUCAGACAAGGUGAAAGAUGCUGAAGUGACAGGAAAUCUUGAUGACCUCGAAGGCGGUCUAUCGGCACUAACUCAAGCGAUUGUCUGUAAGGGCAAUGUCGGCUGGCGAGAAAACUCGACGAAAAUCGUCAUUUAUGCUUCCAAUGGAUUAAUGCACAUUGCAGGCGAAGGACUGCUGGGUGGAGCAGUACGUAAAAACGAUUGCGCAUCUUGUUAUUUGGAUAAAGGGACAUAUCACAAAGUGGACACAGAUUAUCCAUCCUUGGCAUGCGUUCACCGGGCUCUAAUUAAAGACAAGGUUUUUGUCAUUUUUGCUGUAACCGCACACAUAUAUGAUACUUAUUUGAUGCCUCAUAAACUGAUGCCUCAACAUACGUCUGUGGCACUUCUAAAAAAUGAUAGUUCAAACAUUUUGGAUCUGGUCGAGGAUGGUUAUAAAAAGGCUAUCUCUUCGGCUACAUUUAUUGAUGAUGCCAACUCUUUCUUGAGUGUCAGAUAUUUUACAAAUUGCGGAGACGAUAGUGCGCCUAUGCGAGAAAUAAAUAGCUGUCAAGGAACAGAAGUUGGAAAAAAUUACACAUUUUCAGUGGAAGUUACUUUAUUAAAAUGUCCGAGCGAAAAAAAACAAUGGAAAAAUAUCUUAAAAAUUGAAGAGCAACUGACAAACACAAAGCUUACAAUAGCUCUGGAAUUUAUGUGUGGAUGUCAGUGUGAAGAUUCAGUUCAAGAAAAUCAACCUUCAGCUAACUGUAAUUCCCAGGGAAAUUUAACAUGCGGUCAAUGCGAAUGCAACCCUGGAUGGGCAGGCAAAUCUUGCAGCUGCGAUCUGAAGGAUGCUGAAAGCACGAUUAAGCUAAAUGACCAAUGUUUACCGCCAACUAAAAUACCUUCGAAAGAAGAUGUAGAAGAUUCAGAUUGGGCAAUUGUGGAUUAUUACAGCCUGGACAAACACACUGUAUCUGCAGAUGAUGAGAAAACACUCAUAGUUGGGCCAAAAUUAUGUUCUGGUAAAGGCGAUUGUGAGUGUGGCGAAUGUAAGUGCAUUCCAGGAUUCAUUGGACGUUACUGCGAAUGUGCAGAAUGCCAGAGAAGGCCAAAUUCCGAACCAUGCGGCGGUCCGACGCGCGGCACUUGCGACUGCGGCACUUGCAAGUGUUUGCCAAAUUGGAGCGGCGACGACUGCGGCUGCUCGACUGAUACCGAUAGGUGCAGGGCACGCGACUCGGAAAAUGUGUGCUCUGGAAAUGGGGAAUGCAAAUGCGGUAAGUGCAAAUGCCAUGCAAAUGCGGAAGGAAACGUGUGCCGUGGUGAAUUUUGCGAGAUUUGUGGUUUGACAAAUUCUUUUUGCAAUGUAUUCACAUCCUGCGCCCAAUGUUACGUGGAGUCGACCAGAAAACGACGCCGAGACGACGAUAACUGUGAUAAGUUUUGCGGAAAAGGAUUGAGCAAUGAGACUGAAGCCAAAAUUGUCGACACACUUGGAGAUGUUGAACCAGGACAAAUAUGCUCAUUUCAAACGGAAUACAGAGGCAAAGCAUGUCACCAUCAGUAUAUCUAUAAGACAGUAGACGACGAUAAAAUCAAAUUUCAAGUAUUAUUAACAUCCGUUUGCCGAGAUACAAUUAGUGCAAUCGCUCUUUCUGGUUACAUCAUGCUGGGAACAUUUCUGGCUGGGUUCCUAGUAAUGCUUCUGGUUUGGUAUAAUAUUAAGAGGAAGGAUGCAAUAGAAGCAAAACUUUUUGCCGUCGAAGAAGAAAAGAAUAAACUACUACUUUCAAACACCAUGCAGAACCCCUUAUACAAUUCGCCAAUUACCCGUGUCGAUCUGGAUGAAUUUAAGAAGGAAAAACCUUGUGCAAAAUGUAGAACAUCCAGAUCAUCAUUUAGAUCAUCUAGAAGUAGCUUUGAAAUAAGUGCACCAUCUACUCCUAUGAUUCCGAAACCCGAUCACGAAGAAUAUUAAUUUAUGCAUUAGUUUUGUAUAUAGUAAUAAUUUAUAUUAUAUUAAUUGAUUUUGUACUUUUUUGAAA
Ctenocephalides felis (cat flea) is the source of this 2641-nucleotide messenger RNA. Its product is annotated as integrin beta-nu-like. Lineage: Eukaryota; Metazoa; Arthropoda; Insecta; Siphonaptera; Pulicidae. Gene Ontology annotation, cellular component: integrin complex; cell surface; focal adhesion. Gene Ontology annotation, biological process: integrin-mediated signaling pathway; cell migration; cell-matrix adhesion. The coding region runs from base 1 to 2574 and encodes 857 amino acids. Gene Ontology annotation, molecular function: integrin binding. The record is from RefSeq and is a predicted model, not a curated record. The transcript is spliced from 17 exons.